Molecule: messenger RNA, 1857 nt
Organism: Apis mellifera (honey bee)
Lineage: Eukaryota; Metazoa; Arthropoda; Insecta; Hymenoptera; Apidae
Product: esterase A2
Exons: 9
Coding region: 198-1781 (527 amino acids)
Source: RefSeq, a predicted model, not a curated record
UUUUUUUUUAUUUUUAACAUUUUUCGCAAAUAGACAGUGCGUUAACUGUCAGAGAUUAAUUUUGAUUCUGUGUUCCGAAGUGUGAACCAAGUGUCCUGAAAAAGAGCAAUCGAAUAUUUAUACGAAAUGCAAAAAAGGAUAAAAGUGGAAGGAAAAAUAUAGAAAACCUCAGUAGCAAUCUAACUACGAGCUUAAAAAUGAGCAUACCAAUAGUAACCGUGAAACAAGGCAAAUUAAAAGGGGCGGUGAUAGAGAAUAUCCUAGGAUCAUCGUCCUACUACGCUUUCAGAGGGAUACCGUUCGCAACACCUCCUGUUGGAGAACUCAGAUUUAAGGAUCCUCUACCAGCCGAACCGUGGACCGGUGUCAAAGAUGUUUCCGAGGACGUUCAAUAUUACUGCUCUCAGCGUCAGCCAUUUUCACCGUAUGACAUCAUUGGCAACGAGGAUUGCCUUUACCUGAACGUCUACACGAAUUCUCUGGAUCAGUCGAAACCGGUUAUGUUCUACGUUCACGAGGGUGCGUUUAUAAGCGGCACUUCGAGCUUCCACGAGAUGAGGCCCGAUUACCUGCUCCCGAAAGACGUGGUGGUCGUCUCGAGUAACUACAGAGUCGGAGCAUUCGGAUUUCUAAAUCUGGGCCACCGAGUCGCGCCCGGGAAUUACGGGGUGAAGGAUCUGAUUUUGGCACUGGAAUGGGUGAGAGAGAAUAUCUCCAAGUUUGGGGGGGAUCCCAACAACGUGACGAUUUUCGGCGUAAGCGCGGGAUCGGUUUUGGUUCACGCGUUGCUUUUGUCGCCACGCGCGGAUGGAUUGUUCCACAAAGCGAUCAUGCAGAGCGGCGUGCUUUGGUGUUCUUGGUGCAAGAAUGAGAAUUAUUCCGUUCGCGGGUUCAGAUUGGCCGCCCUCCUCGGUGAAAAAUCCAAGGAUCCCGAGGAGGUGGUCGAAUUUCUGCGAAAAGUGCCAGCCGAGGAUAUCGUGAAAGUUCAAUCCAAUAUAGUGACAAUCGAGGAAAAAUUCUCCUACUCGAUACCUUUCGGGGUGAGCUACGACGAGACGAUAUCGGACGAUCCCAUUAUGCCAAAAUCUGUCGAUGAAUUACUGAGGAUAAGAGGGGGAGAUAUACCCGUGAUGGUGUCUUACACGGCUGACGAAUGCAUAUCGUACGUGAAAGAUAAAUCGACGGAGACGAUUCAAACGUUAAACGAAUAUAUGCCCACGUACGUGAGAAGUUUGGAAUCGUUGAAGAAAUUAAAUGAGGACGAUUUUGAACGAUUGUACAAUACGAUAAAGGAACAAUUUUUUGAAGGGAAACCGAUCAACGCUAAAAAAAUCCGGAAAGCAAUCGAGGCAUUGACUCAUAUAUUUUUCGAACUUCCUAUCCUAGUGAUGAUAGAAGAUCUAGUGAAAAGGACAACCGUGUCUAAUUACGUUUGUAGAUUCUCGUUCGUUGGAAACGAGGAAUCGAUCUUUGAUCUUAUACAGAAACGUCACGUUUCUGGAGCAGCUCACACGGAUGACGCGCCAUAUUUGAUAUAUUCACCGAAAUAUAAAAUUUAUGACCCCAAUCCACCAGUAAUCGGUACAAAAGACAGAGUAAUACUGGAACGAAUGACUAGAAUGUGGACUAAUUUCGCAAAAACGGGGAAUCCUACUUCGAUUAAAGAUGAAUUUGUUAAUAUUGAUUGGAGGCCCGUAACAUUGGAUGAUCUCUGUUUUCUGGAUAUUAAUAAAGAAUUAAAGAUGCAACCCAUUUUACCACACAUUCUAUCCUCUUCAUAAGGUUAUUUCGUUAAUUAAUAAAUUGUAUAAAAUAUGAAUAUACGAAUGAAAUUAAAUGUCGAAUACAAAAAUGUAA